UGGCUGGGGAGGCUUGCACCAGGAGACACCAUGCAGUAAGAGAUGAUCCAGCAGAGACCUGAUGGGGACCAGCCAGCUCCCCAUCCUGCCCGCAGCACAAGGAAGGGCUUUGGCGGCCUGCCCGGGCUGCGCUGUGCUGCCUCUUGAAGCCUGCCUGGGAAGAUAACAGAGGUGAAAGGGUGCUUGGCGAUUCUCCGCAGGCUCGAGUCAAUCGUUAAUCGGGGAGGGAUUGCUUUCCACUCUUGCAGGUAACCUCUCCUCCCCCCGGCUCCCCCCACGCGCCCGUGCCCUCACAAAACCAGAACCCACAGGAGCUGGGUGAAGCUUCGGCACAGCGAGAAGAGCCGCUAGCAGGGCCAUGGGAAGGUAAACGUGCGGGAGAGGUGACACCCGGCCCAACCAUGGUCUCUAUGGGACUCCAGCUGGUGGGCUACAUCGUGGCCUUCCUGGGCUACAUCGGCACGCUGAUAACCACGCUGCUGCCCAACUGGAAGAUCAGCUCCUACAUUGGCUCGAGCAUCGUGACAGCCGUGAGCUUCACCAAGGGGCUAUGGAUGGAGUGUGCUACGUAUAGCACAGGCAUCACUCAGUGCGACAUCUACAGCUCCCUGCUCAACCUGCCUCCUGACAUCCAGGCGGCCCAGGCCCUGAUGGUGAGCUCCUGUGCCGUCUCCUCCCUUGCUUGCCUGAUGGCCGUGGUGGGCAUGAGGUGCACCGUCUUCAAUCAGGGCUCACCAGCCAAGGACCGAGUGGCAGUGGCGGGUGGUGUGGUCUUCAUCCUCGGGGGGCUGCUCUGCUUCAUCCCACUUGUGUGGAACAUCCACGUGGUGCUGCGAGAUUUCCACAACCCCCUGCUCCCUGACAGCACCAAAUUUGAGUUGGGGGAGGCUCUAUACCUGGGCAUCAUCUCUUCUCUGCUCUCCCUCAUUGGUGGCUUCAUCCUCUGUGCCUCCUGCCCUCCCCGUGACCCAUCAGGCCCCUACUCGCCCCGGCUGCUGGCAAGCAGGAGUCCCCAGCCCUCCAUCAAACAGAUGCAGAAGCCCAAGAGUGAGUUCAGCUCCUACAACCUGACGGGAUAUGUGUAGCAGCAGCAGGGCGUCUGGUCAGCACUUUUCCCAGCUCCCAAAACACCUGGGCUGGCACCGAGGCACACAGUAAGAGGAGAAGACACAGCGGUGUCUCCCACGCUCGUAUCUCUUGCUUGGGGACCUUGACAUAUGACUGCUCAGAAGUCUCAUCUGAUGGUGAAGGACCCUGAAUCCACCUUCUGUUACCACUUUGCUGCCAUCAGCCUGCCGGAGCUGCCCCUGCAAGCCAGCUGGAAGCACACCCAUAGCCCCUGCACAGCAGUCUUCUCAUGGCCAAACUCCAGCCUGCAGCCCACAGCCCAGCAAGGACAGUGAAAUUGUGCCACUGGGGCUCACCUGCUUAUCUGGGGCUCUGGAAACACUUGGGGGGGGGGGGGAUUAGGGCACCCACAGGAGCCCAGAAUCUUUGGGGGAGAGCGGGGGGAUGGAGUACUGAUUGCAAGCUGAUAUCACAAUAAAUCUAUGUUUCUAGAUGGGCUGUGAUUGAACUUUUCUGUGGCACUAAGGAGCACCCCAGCACCUCACCAGUGGCAGGGCAGGCUCUGGCAGGGCCAUGCUCACCUGCCUGCUUCAUCCAUCCUGCAAAGGUGGACGCAAAGGGAGCCCUGUCCCUUGCUUUUGGCC
Phasianus colchicus (ring-necked pheasant) is the source of this 1712-nucleotide messenger RNA. RefSeq names its product claudin 2 (gene CLDN2). The record is from RefSeq and is a predicted model, not a curated record. NCBI's taxonomy places the organism in Eukaryota, Metazoa, Chordata, Aves, Galliformes, Phasianidae. Gene Ontology annotation, cellular component: bicellular tight junction; membrane. Gene Ontology annotation, molecular function: structural molecule activity.